AAAUCAUAGGUCUUAUCAACCUAGGUUUGCUAGGAGGAAACAGGAAAUAACACCUCCUGCACGUAGGAAGUUUUAUGCCUACAACUAUGAUUACAAUCCCAACAAGUUUAGAGCUGCAAGGAAGAUUCCCUGCAACUUCAAACUUGAUGUAGGGACACACACCAUUAACUACUCCGGACCCAAACUUAAUUGGGUACCAAAAUCUUCCUCCUCUUAAUGCAAGAAGCCACUAAGUACUCAGGUGUCUGGUACUUAGACAGUGGCUGUUCAAGACACAUGACGGGUGAUAUGAGCCUUUUGAGCAAUCUAAUUCCCUAUGAUGGUCCAAGAGUUACCUUUGGAGGAAGCAAUGAUUUUGGCCUUACUAAAGGGCUAGGAAAUCUGGUGUACAAGGGACUAACUAUCCAAGCUGUAUCUUAUGUUGAAGGUCUCAAUUACAACCUUCUUAGCAUAAGUCAGUUUUGUGAUAAAGGUUACUCCUUGGAAUUCUGCAAGGACAUGGCAUCUCUCAAGAACAUUUCCACAAAUGAAGUCAUUCUCACUGGGAAGAGAAUUAGAAACAUCUAUGAAGUAAUAUGGAGUGAUGUCAAGGAAGCAUGUCUAAUCAGCAAAGACAAGGAUGAAGAAGUCAAUAAAGAAGAUAGAAUGAAGCCCACGGAAUUCAUUCCAUUCAGAAGUCUGCCUCUGAAGAUUUCACAGAGAAAUCCGGAUUCAGACGGUGCUGAGCCCUCCGGAAAUUUUGGCCAGCCUUCCAAUAUUCCGGAUAUCUCAAACGGCGACAAUUCCGGAAAUGGCGACCCAGUGCCAAUCCAUCCGGAAACACCAACAACUUCUGUUCUUCAACCAGAAGCUGAACUAGAUCAACCAGUCAAUCCCAAUCAACACAAUCUUCGUUGCCUUCCAACCUCAUCUCAGCCUCAUACAGAUGAUGCUGACAACAAAUUCUGGCAGCUCUACUAUAAUUGGAGAGCUUGGAAAGUUGGAAAUUCAGAAGAGCAACUGUUGGAUUGGGACCAACAGCUGAAGAAUGAAAAGAUUAUCAAGAAAUGCCUAGGACUACCAGUCAACCACUGCUGUGAAGACAUCUUGGAUGACUACUGGGUAUGGCAAAGGAACAAUGAGGAUCUGCAUCUGGAACACUUGGCCACUACACCAGUUUCAGACUUUGAAGCAGACGAUGAAGAUACUGCAGUCUACAAGCCAGUCUUCUCAAAAGCCACAGAAGAUCAAAUGGCUCCCACUUCUGAAGAAAUAGCUGUUUUGGAAACAACAGCUAAGGAUUUCCCUAUCUUUCCGGAAACCUCACCUGCAUUUGAAAUGGUUCUGACUGAAACUGUUCAAGAGAAGGCAGCCUCUCCCCCACAAGAGCAGAACCAGGAAGCAACUGAAGAAGAAGAAUUUCAGCGACUGAUCCAAUCUCAAGUGCUCGAGAUCCUCACAACUCUUUGUGAGAUCUCCAAUAAGACACAACUUGAGAUUCUGGAAAAGUCAGCAGAAAUUCCGGAACAGUCAGCUAUUCCAGAAAUUAUGGAGAAAGAAGUAGAAGUCCAAAGGCACUCUGGAAAAGCUGAGAAGGAAUCUCAGAUGGCAGAAGAGGAGGUCUCUCAAACUCCAAUAGCCAUUUUUGAAGAACCAAAUGAAGCUGUAGAUAGUGACUCCCUCUCCAGAUACAUAUCAAAUUUUGAACUUGAUAAUGCAGAAGGAGAAUCUGAGAGGACACUAAAGAUCACUGAUGAAGAAGAUGUGCAAGAACAUGCUGAAUCUCUUCCUUUGCAACUCUUUCAAAGGACAUCAUCUCCUCAUCAGGUAACACAUUUUCACUUCCAUAGCUCUUCCACUCCUACUCUUCCGGAUGAAAUACCGGAAACCUGGACAAAGAAGGUACAAGGGCUGAUUGAGUCAGCCCUAGCAUCUCAACAUGCCUCCUUUAGGCGAGAGAUAGAGCUAAUGGAAGCCAAACACACUGAGCUGAUAAAGAAAUCUGAAGAGAAACACAGCGCUAAUCUCAAGGAGAUAAGUAAAUCAGUAAAAAAGACUCUAGAGAUCAUCUCUCUACUGAGUAAAACUGUAGUAACCAAAGACUACUUGAAGGUGAUCAUUGACAAUCAAAAGGAAGCAUACAAGCUGUUCAGACUUAUUGGUGCACAUUCUGGGAACCGCAAGAUGGAAGUAAUUCUCCAACAACACAGUCCAUCUCCAAUACCACAGCUCCCUAUUGCAGUCAACGAAGGAGAAGCAUCUUAUGUCCCUUCUCAUCUGCACAUGACUAAUCUGAUCCUUGAAGCACAGCAAAUAAAUCCGGAAAACUCAGCACAUCACUUAUCCAGCUCAGGACUGGAUGGAACAGAAUUUAUAGGUGCAGUUGCUGACCACUUCUCAGAUGCUACUCAAACAGAGGAAAGGCGUGAAAACUUAAGGCGCAUCAAAGAAGUGUGUGGGAACAUGCAGGCCAUCAGUGAAGUUGCCGGAUCUUCAAAACGCAAAAGGAACUGAAGGUUCUUUUCAUCAAACAAGGGGGAAAGUAUGUGAAAACAUUUGUUUUGAUGAAAACACCUUCUUGUUUAAACAUUGCUUGAUUGGUUUAAACAUUGCUUAAGUAUGCCUUAAUUGCGCUUAUUAUGCUUGAUUAUGCUUAUCUCAAGUAUGAUUCUUAUCUCAAGUAUGAUUUUGUCUUAAUUUUUUUUUCUUCUAAAGCGCAUAUAUUCAGGGGGAAUGUAUCUCAGGGGGAACUUAACUAGUUUUGGCUAACAAUUGUUUUUGGCAAUGAAUUAUCGAUAAGCUCAAAGAAAUGGAAGACGGAUAU
Messenger RNA from Cuscuta campestris, 2803 nucleotides. NCBI's taxonomy places the organism in Eukaryota, Viridiplantae, Streptophyta, Magnoliopsida, Solanales, Convolvulaceae. The record is from the annotation of a GenBank genome assembly.